CCCUCACCCUCGCCUGCUCCUCACCCUCAAUCCACGAUAGCAUACUCGCAACUAUCUGGACCGUCAGCAUGGUGGUCAUACACUCAGAGCCUAGCUCGUCCUCAAAUUUGCACAAGAAGAAUAGGCGGAAGUUGAGCAGAAAAGUGUCUGCGAAGGAUGCUCCCGUUCAAAACGACAUAGACGAUGAGAUGGGCGGCGAGUCGGUCGAUAUCACGGACGUUAUUCACGAUAACUCGGGUCAACAAGAAGAACAGCAGACCGGGGAGGACGACGAACUCAUGAUCGACAUGGAUCCCUCUUCACUGCCCGCCCAGACAUCCGCCCCUACAUUCCCCCCUCUUCCCGCUGCUGCCCAACGGACGACAUUGAAGUCUGAGAUGAGGAGGAUACCUAUACCCCCACAUCGAAUGACUCCGCUGAAGAAAGACUGGGUCAACAUCUUUUCGCCUUUGACGGAGAUGCUGCAGCUGCAAGUGCGGAUGAACGUCCAAAGAAAAUGCGUCGAGAUCAGGACGUCAAAACAUACACAUGAUAUAGGUGCCAUCCAAAAGGGCGCCGACUUCGUCAAGUCAUACGCUCUGGGCUUCGAUGUCAACGAUGCCAUCGCUCUUCUGCGGCUGGACGAUCUCUACCUAGAUUCCUUCGAAAUCAAAGACGUCAAGACUCUGCAUGGCGACCACUUGUCUCGUGCCAUCGGUCGAAUCGCUGGCCAGGACGGCAAGACAAAAUUCACCAUCGAAAACGCUAGCCGGACCCGCAUCGUUCUUGCCGAUACCAAAAUCCAUAUUCUCGGAUCAUUCCAGAACAUCAAAGUCGCCCGGGACGCCAUAGUCUCGCUCAUCCUCGGCUCACCGCCUGGUAAAGUGUAUGCUGGAUUGCGUACUGUGAGCAGCCGCAUGCGGCAGAGGGCUCUGUAGUCUGUAUCUCUUUAUGUAUGUUUCGUUGGAGCUCAUUACAUGGAUAUUCGCAUCAAUACAACCCGUAGAGCCAAGACAUAACUUGUCAGACACCGGGA
Fomitopsis serialis is the source of this 1015-nucleotide messenger RNA. RefSeq lists its product as uncharacterized. Gene Ontology annotation, cellular component: nucleolus. Gene Ontology annotation, molecular function: RNA binding. The record is from RefSeq and is a predicted model, not a curated record. The transcript has 5 exons. NCBI's taxonomy places the organism in Eukaryota, Fungi, Basidiomycota, Agaricomycetes, Polyporales, Fomitopsidaceae. Bases 69 to 917 code for a protein of 282 amino acids.